AUGUCGCGAAAUAGCGCUGUUGGCGGUGAUGAGCGUGUCGUCACACACGCUGUUUUCGGUGAUGACUUCGGUGUCGACGCGAUUUCGUCGCGCUCCGCCUCUUUUCCGAAAGGAAGUGACGUUAGGUUCACAGGUGGUUUUCUCCCAUUCAACGAACGUUAUGUCGCGCAUCUCGUCUAUGGCGUACAAACGGCUGCAGCCGUCGAUUUCUGA
Strongylus vulgaris is the source of this 213-nucleotide messenger RNA. The record is from the annotation of a GenBank genome assembly. NCBI's taxonomy places the organism in Eukaryota, Metazoa, Nematoda, Chromadorea, Rhabditida, Strongylidae.